AUGGAUGCCAUUACCUCUCACCCCCUCGCCUCGCUCUUUGCCAUCACUGCAGUUGUUAGCUAUCUAAACGCCAAGUUCGCGAUAGGCUCUGAUCUCAGAGACAUACGGCACGCGCGAGACUUUGCGCGCCGGAAGCAGCGGAGAGUUGCUUGUGCUAAAAGAACACACUCUCUGUAUGAGAUCCUCGAGCAAUCAGGGGCCGGGGAUGGAGACGACGCGAUUUGGUUCGAGAGCAAAACGAAGUCCUACGGCCAGUUGAAAAAGGGCAUGUUGGUCUUCUCAAAUAUCUCGUAUCAGUUCUCUUUUUGCUAUCCCACUUCUAGACUUGUUGAAACUGCGCCGAAGGUCGACCAACUCGCGGGGUUGCUGCAUGCUCGCAGCAUCAAGACUGGGGAUGUCGUGGCGGUGUUCAUGACGAACUCUCCCGAAAUGGUCGUGACGAUUCUCGCUCUCUCGAAGCUAGGUGCGGUGGCAAGCCUGAUCAAUACGAAUCUUCGGAACGACACCUUAAUCUAUGCUCUGGACAGAUCCAAACCGAUAUACAUACUGUCUACUCCUGAUUUGGCUCAGCAUAUGUCAGAAACCCUUCAAGAUACUACCCGCUCCGGACAUACUCCCCACUCCCCACUCCCCUUGUUCCACGGCACCGCCUUCUUAGCAGGCUUAUGCUACAACCUGGGGUCUGCGGGGACCCUCUGCCUAGCUCGAAAGUUCUCCGCCUCGAGUUUUUGGAAAGACGCAACCGAAUGCAGGGCAAAUCGCAUUCUCUACGUAGGCGAACUAUGCCGUUAUCUCCUCGCAACGCCAACUUCUUCGUACGAUCGAUCUCACUCCGUUACACACGCUUUCGGCAACGGCCUCCGGGCUGAUGUUUGGGAGAAAUUCAGGGAACACUUCGGGAUCGAAGAGAUACGCGAAAUCUACCGUGCUACCGAAGGUAUAGCUAAGUUUGAUAAUCACGGUCGCUCCGCGGCCGGUGCAGGAAAAAUUGGAUUUGCAGGACCUAUCAAACGAUACUUGGAGGAUGUGACGUUUGUGGUCAAGUAUGACCCGGAGACGCAGAUGCCUGUUCGAGAUCCGAAGACAGGCUUUUGUAUUAAGGCGGACCUAGGUGAGGAAGGGGAGGUUAUUGGGCGCGUUUUGAAUUUGAAGCUACUGUCGAAUUAUUUGAACGAUGAUGCGGCGACUGAAAAGAAGCUCUUAAGGGAUGUAUUCCGAAAAGGGGAUUUGUAUCAACGAAUGGGUGAUUUGGUUAUUCAUGAAGAAUCUUGGUGGGUGAGAUUUCAGGAGAGGGUUGGUGAUACCUUUCGUUGGAAAGGGGAGAAUGUGAGUGCCGGGGAGGUAACGGGGCAUAUCUGCCUGCUUCCUAACGUGAUGGAUGCUGCUGUGUUUGGAGUUAAGCUUGAUGGUUACUAUGGCACAGCUGGCGGAGCGAUCAUUGUCUUACACUCACGCACGGAAGCGUCCGAAGAUGAAUUUAUCAACUCUCUCGGCUCUGCUCUGGCUAAGAGAGGAGUCCCAUCCUGCGCUCUACCGCGUCUUGUACGUAUGACCAAUAGCAUCGCAGCGGGGGACACAUUCAAGCAGGCCAAAACCAUUAUGGAAAGGCUAAGCUGGAAUCCGAAUUCCGUUCCACCUCCGGAAGUAAAGUCGGGUGGUGAAGAGGAGUAUCUAGAAGAGCAACUCCAGCAUGAUACGCUGUAUUGGUUUAAUCCUGCGAAAGGGUAUCGGCGGAUGGAUGCACGGGCUUGGAGUGGUAUUGAGAGGGGCACAGUGAAAUUGUGA
Blastomyces dermatitidis ER-3 is the source of this 1785-nucleotide messenger RNA. Its product is annotated as acyl-CoA synthetase. Gene Ontology annotation, molecular function: long-chain fatty acid transmembrane transporter activity; long-chain fatty acid-CoA ligase activity. The record is from RefSeq and is a predicted model, not a curated record. The coding region runs from base 1 to 1785 and encodes 594 amino acids. NCBI's taxonomy places the organism in Eukaryota, Fungi, Ascomycota, Eurotiomycetes, Onygenales, Ajellomycetaceae. The transcript has 6 exons.